Durusdinium trenchii is the source of this 1431-nucleotide messenger RNA. The record is from the annotation of a GenBank genome assembly. NCBI's taxonomy places the organism in Eukaryota, Dinophyceae, Suessiales, Symbiodiniaceae.
AUGCGCGCUCGCUUCGUUCUCAAGUGGGCAGCUGAUGGGAAAGGUGGCCUCAAGGCCAAGGCAAGACUGGUUCUUCAGGGAUUUGCUGAUCCCGACCUGCUGCAAGGUCAACUCGACACUUCAUCACCCACUUUGUCAAGGAGCUCUCGCCAGGUGAUCAUCGCCAUCUCCGAGGUGCUUUCCUGGGAGCGCUGGACUGCCGACGUUGCAACGGCAUUCCUUCAGGGUGAUCCUCAGCAGAGGAUCUUGUGGGCCCGGAUCCCCAAAGACGCUUGCGAGUUGAUCGGCGUUCCUCCGGGCACCCUCAUGCGCCUGAUCAAGCCCCUCUACGGACAGGCUGAUGCUCCAAGGCAGAGAAACAAUGAGAGCCAAGGAGGCUAUUUGGUCCUUCUUUGCAACAAGGCCGUGCUCGAUGACACCUCCGACCACGACUAUAUCAUCCUGGAUUGGAGGAGCUUCAAACUACCAAGGGUCAGCAGAUCCUCGCUGAAUGCUGUGAGUCAAGCUUGCUCAGCAGCCAUGGACGCCUUGGAGUACCUCCUCAUCUUCUGGGAAGGAUGCUUGAAGCACGACUUCCAGCUUCGACAGGUCAACGAGCUGAAGCCCUCUCUCUCCUCAGCUCUGGUGGUAGACGCCAAAGCCCUCUACGACAGCCUCAAAGCCGAGACACCCAGUCUCCAAGGAGACAAGCGGACGAAGAUCGAGGUCAUGGUCACAAAGCAGAAGAUGCUCUGCAUGGACACGAAGCUGCGCUGGGUUAGCUCAGAGAUCCAGCUAGCUGACGGAGUCACCAAAUCCUCAGCAAGGCAGCUGUUCGCCGACCGGUUGAGGAGUCACCAAAUCUCCCUUCGAUCAGACAUGACCUUCCAGGCCGCCAAGAAGAAGACUCUGGCUGAACGGCAGGCCAAUGCUCGCAAACAUGCGAUCAGUCGAUCAGGGAAUCGGCACAGCCUGGCCUACAUAAUCCUCAUCUCGCAGAUGAUGAUGGUGCAAGCCAUGCAGCCUAGCUUCGAGAUGGCCCUGGACUUCGCCUUCUCUCCUGAGAUGACCCUCACUCUCUUCAUCCUAUUGAUGACCAUGGCGGAGACUGCCCUCGAAAAGAAUGUGUUUGGCCUCCUCAAGAUGGAGAUCACACGAUUUCAACAAGACCUACGAGAUUCAGAUGCCUACAACGCCCAGCUCAAAGACCAGCUCGACGCGCUGGAGGGCGAGAACAACGAAUUGGAGAAAGAAAUGGACGCCCUCACCCUGAUGCGGGACUACCUGUCCGGUGACAUCGGGAAGCUCGACGGCAAAUACAAAGAUGUAAGAAUCAAAUGGCAAAUUGCCUAUGACAAGCUGGAAGCCAUCAAGUACGAGCUUGAUCGCAACCCAGUGCCGAGGUCAGUGUGGACUACAAGAACAGGCAACAAGUACCACAUGGGCCGAUGA